Messenger RNA from Aspergillus wentii DTO 134E9, 1401 nucleotides. Its product is annotated as tRNA-ribosyltransferase family protein. The transcript is spliced from 3 exons. NCBI's taxonomy places the organism in Eukaryota, Fungi, Ascomycota, Eurotiomycetes, Eurotiales, Aspergillaceae. The record is from RefSeq and is a predicted model, not a curated record. Gene Ontology annotation, molecular function: tRNA-guanosine(34) queuine transglycosylase activity. The coding region runs from base 1 to 1401 and encodes 466 amino acids.
AUGGGCUCUGACCCAGACAAGAUGGCCAGCUUCACUAUUCUCAGUCCUGCUGCUGCUCCAGUCCUGGCGCCUCGACUGGGGAAACUGGCUAUCGCAGGCAGGAAGGCCGUCAGCACGCCGCAUUACAUUCCGCUCACCACGCGAGGAGCCGUUCCACAUAUCACGCAUGAUCUGAUGAGAGAUCAGACUGAAAUUGGCAGUCUUUAUGUCGGCUUGGAAGAUUUCAUAGAGAAGAAACCAGAAAAAGCACCACUCUACAAGGUGCCGACUGAGCCACAUGAAUCAAAAUUGCGCAAGUUCAUGUGUAUGCCCGAGGAUGUCUUAUUAAUUCUUGGUGCGCGACGAGUGCCCCCGGUCGCCUGCCCCCCGACCAAUACACCCAACUCGGUUUCUGUGUUGACGGCUGUUGGAUUCCACCAACUCGAGGCCGAGAAAUAUGUCGACGCAGUGCACAAGUUGCAACCAGAUAUCGUGGUAGGACUAGCAGAUCUUGUGAUGGGACAUAAACCGGGUAUCAAGAGACGGGGGAAGAUGGUAGAUAGAACGCAUGCGUUCACCAUGCAUGCCACAGAGCAUCUGUAUGACCAGGCCGUGGCGGGAGAGAAUCGUUCAAACACGGCAUAUUUUGCCCCGGUGUUGCCGCUGGACAAUGCUGAACAAUCUAUAUACCUGGACGAGCUGGAAGCUGAGCUACGGCAAUACAUCUCCGGUCUAGCAUUGUACGAGUCUGAUUCUCUCUCCCUCAUCACCGAACUACUGGGCGAUCUACCCCGACUUUUAUUCAGCGACCCAGCUACUCCUCAUGAUAUUUUACGCGAGGUAUCUCUUGGAGCAGACCUCCUCACGCUUCCCUUCAUGACCGCUUGUUCGGAUGCAGGUAUUGCCUUUGACUUUUCCUUCCCAGCUCCCGCCGCUGUAGUUUCAGAACCUCGACCGCUAGCCUUCGAUCUAUGGUCAUCGGAAUACACCACAGAUACAAGGCCAUUCUCUGAAGGGUGCCAGUGCUACGCCUGCAGGAAUCACCAUCGUGCAUACCUCCACCAUCUCCUCUCCGCAAAGGAAAUGCUGGCUUGGACUCUCCUCCAGAUCCACAAUCACCAUACGAUGGACGUUUUCUUCGCUCAGAUCAGAGAAAGUAUCGAACGUGGUACUUUCGAGCAAGAUUGCUUAAAUUUCAACCGGGCGUAUUCUCCCGAAUUACCAGAAAAGACCGGUCAAGGUCCAAGACUUCGUGGUUACCACCUCCCCGCCGCUGGACCACACCAAGCCAAACGUUUCCCUAAGGUUUAUGGUCGUCUAGACGCUGCAGCGGAGAAGUUCGCAGAAUCUCAAUCCUCAGUAGUUACACCAGACGCUGGAGCAGACGAGCUCGAGGCACGAGGCUUUGCUGAGAAGAAAUGA